UACGUCGACUUCAUUUCCAAAAUACAAUAAAACUCCCAGAAAACUGGUUCAGUAACUUGUCCAUCAGUUCAUCAUGUUUCGAUUCCUCUUGUUCUGCGAAUCCAAAUUCAAAUUGUCUUUCCCAAAACCCAAUUUCGGUUGUUCAUCGCUUUUCUCCAAUCCAACAAACUCUCCCCCGUUCCGUCCUCAAAUCACUUCGAAGCAUUCCAAUCCAUUUGGGUUUCCUCAAGAACAUCACAAUGCCAUUUGGGCAAGAAAUAGAGCAUCUAUUAGCGUUGGAGCUAUGUUUGGGCGUUCUCAGCAUUUGAGGGGUUUCAGUAGCGAAUCGAGCAGGGAGUCUAUCAAUUAUGAUGUUGUAAUUGUUGGAGCAGGACCCGCUGGAAUAUCGGCUGCUAUACGGUUCAAGCAAUUAUGCCGGGAAAACGAUGUUGAUUUAUCGGUUUGUGUCGUUGAGAAAGGCGCCGAAGUGGGAGCUCACAUUCUGUCUGGGAAUGUAUUUGAACCCCGAGCACUAAAUGAACUUUUCCCACAAUGGAAGCAGGAAGAGGCACCAAUACAUGUCCCUGUUUCUUCUGAUAAGUUUUUGUUACUCACCAAGAACCAUGCAAUUCCCCUCCCAUGUCCUUUUAACGACAAAGGAAACUACGUCAUAAGUUUGAGUCAAUUAGUUCAUUGGAUGGGACAGAAAGCUGAAGAAUUGGGAGUUGAAAUAUAUCCAGGCUUUGCCGCUAGUGAGGUUUUAUAUGAUUGUAAUGAUAAUGUUGUUGGUAUUGCAACAAAUGACAUGGGAAUAGCUAAAGAUGGUUCAGAAAGGGAAACUUUCCAGCAUGGCGUAGAAUUGAAAGGGCACAUUACACUUUUUGCUGAAGGAUGCCGGGGUUCCUUGUCAGAGAAAAUAAUUAAAAAAUACAACUUGAGGGACAAGGGACAGGGGCAACAUCAAACUUAUGCUUUGGGAAUUAAAGAGCAGGUGUGGGAAAUUGAUGAAAGCAAGCAUGCACCUGGUCAUCUGCUUCACACCUUGGGUUGGCCCUUGGACCACAAGACUUAUGGGGGAUCCUUUCUGUACCAUAUGAAAGAUAGACAGGUUUCUAUUGGUCUUGUUGUUGCUUUGAAUUAUCACAACCCUUUCUUGAAUCCUUAUGAGGAAUUCCAGAAACUUAAACAUCAUCCAGCCAUCAAACCUCUUCUUCAAGGUGGGACUGUCCUCCAAUAUGGUGCCCGGACAUUGAAUGAAGGCGGUUUCCAGUCUAUUCCAUAUCCAGUAUUUCCUGGUGGAGCAAUUGUGGGAUGCUCUGCUGGCUUCUUGAAUGUACCAAAGAUAAAGGGGACGCAUACUGCCAUGAAAUCAGGCAUGCUAGCAGCAGAAGCUGCAUUUGGUGUACUGCAUGAAGGUUUGAACAUGGAAAUAUACUGGAACAACCUACGGAAUUCAUGGAUAUGGGAAGAACUUUACAAGGCUCGGAACUAUAGACCAGCUUUUGAGUUUGGACUUUUUCCUGGUUUGGCUGUAAGUGCUUUAGAACACUACAUACUAAAGGGAAGAUUCCCCUUUACCCUGAAGCAUGGCGUACCUGACCAUGAAGCAACAGAGGAGGCACACUUAUACUCUCCAAUUCAAUAUUCAAAACCAGAUGGGAUUGUGUCAUUUGAUGUGCCAACAUCUUUAUACAGGAGCAACACAAAUCAUGAACAUGACCAACCAGCUCAUCUUCGACUUAGAGACCCCAAGAUUCCUGAACUUGUAAACUUGUCAAAGUAUGCUGGACUUGAGUCCCGAUAUUGCCCUGCACGUGUAUACGAGUAUGUCCCAGAUGAUAAAGGCAAGUUGAAGCUGCAGAUUAACGCCCAAAAUUGCCUGCACUGCAAGGCUUGUGACAUUAAAGAUCCAAAGCAGAACAUUGAGUGGAAUGUUCCAGAAGGCGGCGGCGGCCCGGGCUACUCAGUUAUGUAGGCCAUAAUAUCUCUGCUGCAAAUUAGGACUCACCAUCAUCUGCGUACGUAAGUUGCAGUAAGAUCUUACUCAUCAGGAGAAGCCGCCUUUCCCUCAAUUCUCCUUGAGCAUAAUGAGCAGUUUCCACUUUUGAUUGUCAUUUUGGCAUCUGUAUCAGAAUAACCAAAUCUUUGUUCCCUGUUUGGCACAAAUUGUUUUAGCAUUUCUUUUGCUUUCUAUUUUUUCUUUUUGGCUUAGAAAAGCUUGAAGUGUUUGGUUGCUGGCUUAAAAGAAAGAAAGGGGUGGUUUAGUUGAAGAAAACAUUUUUCAGUUUU
Molecule: messenger RNA, 2268 nt
Organism: Diospyros lotus (date-plum)
Lineage: Eukaryota; Viridiplantae; Streptophyta; Magnoliopsida; Ericales; Ebenaceae
Product: electron transfer flavoprotein-ubiquinone oxidoreductase, mitochondrial
Exons: 18
Coding region: 74-1954 (626 amino acids)
Biological process (GO): electron transport chain
Cellular component (GO): mitochondrial inner membrane
Molecular function (GO): electron-transferring-flavoprotein dehydrogenase activity; iron-sulfur cluster binding
Source: RefSeq, a predicted model, not a curated record